AUUUGGAUCAGUGCAUCAAUCCAUAAUCCACCAAUCCAAUUGGAUUUGGAUCAAAUGAUUAAAUUUAAAUGGAUUGGAUCUCUUGGAUAUUAAGUGGAUGGAUUGAAUUGGAUCAUAAAUUGCUACUCUAGUGAUGUGUGGCAAGAUGAUAAUGUACUUUAGUAAAAUUUUGCUUAUAAGUGGUAUUUGAACUUUGUACAAUAUUAACCGAGAAAGAAUACAUUGUCCAUAUACCUGAUUUUUACCCUUUUUGAUAGGCUCCCAUAUAGGGGUGGUAAUGAGGUGGAUUUCCAUAAACAUCAUCAUCCUCAUUUUUAAAUAGUUAAACUCGUACUCAUCCCAUACUCAUGUGAGGGAAGGUUUUGCAACCGUAACAUCAUACUCGCAAUUUUCUGGUACUUAUGUGUAAUAGAAGCCUCAUAUAUCCAAUAUUAGUAUGCCUGGAAUUCAACAUGUAGAUAUUCAAUUGUAACACCAAACGGACCUAGUAGAUCAUGAAAUCAACAAUAUUACAACUAUUCUCAAUAUGAAUUCAAAGCAUACAAUCCUAGAAUAUCCAUUAAUUCAUGAGAUACAAUACUAUCCAAAUCAUUCAUCUCUAACUUCGACACAUCAAUUAAACAGUAAACUACUGAACAAAAGAAAAAAUGUGAAAGUGUAAAGGGAGAAUCGAGGGAAAUAAUAACAUUUGAACUCUUUAUUUUUUUUUAAAUUACCUUCCCGUCGUAAAGAGAUUACAAUAUACUGUUGACAAAAUAUUUAGAAAGGUUUAUGUAUUGUUGACAAAAUUAAUAGACAUUGACCUAGGUACUAUGAUGACCAUUUCAUAUUCUUCACAGCUAUACCGUCCAUUAUACAUAUACAGAUUUACAUUUUUAUUGCUCUAAUGAAAGAAAAGUUUACAAAGACGAAAUAAAGGUUUUACUUAAUAUCAAACUUAUUGUUAUUUUAAGCAUGGGUAAUAAAUACUCCGUUUAAUACAUGUAUAUGUACCCGUAUGUAUUUUAUCCCUUUAAAAACUUUUGUAUUCGUAUUAUUGUCAAGUAUGUUCAUUUUUUUGUUCAUUAAAUGACUUAUGUACUAAACACGUAAAAACCCCGUAUAACAGGUUUAAUAUCCGUAUUUAAUGAAUUAAAUUGUUAACUUUAUUAUUAUUUAUGUUUUUUAAUAAUUAAUUUUUGUAUGACUAUUAACGAACUAUUAAACGUAACAUUAACUUACAAACGAAGUAAAACAUUCGUAUGUAUUUUAUACGUAACUUUGACAUACCAUAUUUUACUAAAUAUGGUUUUUAGGUGUGUAUAUCAACUACAACCCAGAACCUCUUUCAUAGCACCGUUUGAUUAGGGUACGUCACGGAAUGUGGAUGGGUCUAUUUCUCAUGGAUCCAGAAGGUGAAUCGGAGAUCCAGAGUUCUCUCGAAGAAUUCGCCAGUAAACAACUUAGCCAUCUGCCAGGGAAACAACCGCGCGUGAAUAAUCAGGAAAAAUGAGGGCCUAAGUAAUUGGGUUCUCUUGAAGUCACUUUGAUUUCGUAGAGUAGAGAAUCAUAGAUAGAGCCAUGCAAUGCAAUGAAAGAUGGGAGGAAUAGGUUCGCUUCGCCGGUCCAACUUGGGCAGCCACCAGGGAAUCGUCGGCGGGGAUGAAAGGGAAAGAAACGGGAGAAUCCUCUAUACUUUCCUGUCGCAUCUCGGGCUGCUGCAAUCACGGUGGACACAGUGUGCUCCUCCACCAAUCUACCACUGGAGCUUGGUUGAAUUUUCUAAGGCUGAAGUCUCGGAACGCGAGAUAUCUGCGGUGAUGAUGAAGAUUGCAUGUGAGGCCAAACUUGGUCAGCCGCCAGUCAAACUACGCAGGUUGAUCAGAGCUAGGGGAAGAGAGUCGCGAAAAAAAUGAUGGGAUGAAAAAUAGGGAAAAGAGGUGCAUGGAAACUUAGAGUGAACCUUAUGACAUCCAACCAAACCCCUUAAGUGUACUCGCCAAUUAAUAUAUAUCUAAUAAUUAUACAUGAAUUUCUUCCAACAACUCGUGUUAUUAAAACUAACUGGUUUAUAGCAAUUAUGGAUCUUAUCUACUUCCACCGAGUUAUUAAUUCUCUCUUCAACUGCCCUCUACAAAUAAGAUGACACUUGCGAUUAAUUCCUACACUGUCACAACCCCUAGAAUACGCGGUGCUGCAUGGGGUACCAUAAAGUUGGGCGUGUUGAUCAGCACUAAACGUGCGUUCUCAGUUACGUUUGGAAAGCUAGAUUUUAAUUUACUUAUAAGCACUUAAAGUCCUGAUCCAGUGGACAAGUUAGGAUUUAGGGCGAGGAAUCAAGAAUAAAAAUAUUAGGAGAGUUGGCUUUUAAGAAUUGCAAAAAGUGUGUAGAUAAUUAGAGAUUGAAGAGAGUUGAUGGUCUAGCUACCAUCGUGCUACUUUUCGAGUUUCCUCAAUGCACAUACAUCUUGUGAUUGCAGACCUAACUACGAUCAAUUAUGUUGCAGACUUGGCCUAGCACAUUACUUUGAUUAAGUGGUACUCCAAGCCAAUAGAAUGCUGAUAUGUUGGAAUUGUAUUUAUUGAUUAUGUGUACCCGUUUCUUUGAUUGAUGGUAAUUAGUACAAACGAUAACAAAACUUUGGACGCCGUAUAAAAUGGUAAUAAAAUUUUCACUUUUCACUAUUUAGUAAAUGAUAUAAUCAUUUCCAUUCAUCUCCAUCGAAAAUUCUGUUAACCAAGUCCAAUCGACGGUCCAUAUCAUAAAAAAAAAACAAUAUUAACAAAAAGUACACCUCGUCAUAAAAAAACAAUAUUAACCAUCGAAAAAAACCCCUGCUUUUUAUUUUGUAGUGUGAUUUUGACAAUUUUUAAGACCAUUGCGUUUGAUUGUGAAAAGAGGCGUGACCAUUUUGUUAAUUGUUCCAAUAUGAUUUCAAUGUGAACUAAUUAUGAUUGGGGGGUUACAAAGAUGAGAGUUUAAAUGAAAAAAGUAUCAAAGAUCUUGUUCAGACUACUUCCCAAACCCUAUUUUCGAAUCAAUUGAAGAGUUUUUCCAAGAACCCUAACUAAUUAAACACACCUUAACAUUCAUAAUAACAUUGUUAGAGGAUGACAACUUUAUAACCGGUCUCUCUCUUAUUGAGUCAAGUGGGAGAUUCCGGUCCAAUUGAUUUCAAAAUCAUAUUUUCUGCUCGAAAAAGAAAAACCGAAUGCUAAAUUUGUCAGUUGGAGGUUAACUAAUAAGUAUGAUUUUACUUGGGAUUACUUGGAAAAUGGAGUUCGAAAUUAUUGUAAAGAAGUUUCUAUGCGUGUGAUAUGUCUCCAAGUUGGCAAGCAAGUCUUCCAUUAAUUCCGUCAAGCAAGUCUUCCAUUAAUUCCGUCAAGCAAGUCUUCCAUUAAUUCCGACUAUGGCUUUGGCUGCUGCCCAAUUCUGUCAAGCAAGUCUUCCAUUAAUUCCGACUAGACAUUCCAUUUAUUCCAUGUUGCAAUGAAUCUGUGGUCACUCC
Molecule: messenger RNA, 3488 nt
Organism: Linum trigynum
Lineage: Eukaryota; Viridiplantae; Streptophyta; Magnoliopsida; Malpighiales; Linaceae
Source: the annotation of a GenBank genome assembly